GAUUUCAGUUUAAAGUUCUGAAGAUUAAUUUAUUAAGCCAUGUUUUCAAUUCUUGAACUUCUGCUUAUUCUGCUUUGUAGUUCUGUUUUCUUGAAACACUCUGGUUUUGCUCAAGUUCAGCAUAAAGCUGACAAUUUUAUCUACCAUGGCUUCAACGAAUCGAAUCUGAAUCUUAACGGAAUUGCGAAAAUUCACUCUGAUGGCCUGUUAGAGUUAACAAACAUUUCAUAUUACCAAAUUGGUCGUGCUUUUUCGAGAUUUCCACUCGACUUCCAUAACUCUUCAUUUUCUACCAACUUUGUUUUCGCCAUCCAUCCUGAGAUGGCUAAUCUUGGCGGCCAUGGCUUUGUUUUCACCAUAUCUCCAUCUCCAGAGUUUACAGGCGCGUUGGCAGCAGAAUACUUCGGAUUGUUCAGUAAUUCAACAAUUGGCUUGGAUUCAAAUCAUGUAUUUGCUGUUGAGUUUGACACUAUACAGACUCCUGAUUUUGGAGACAUCGAUAACCAUCAUGUCGGAAUUGAUGUGAAUGAUUUAGUAUCAAAUGUAUCAGCUUCAGCAGCAUACUUCUUUUUGAACGAUCAAUUGAAAAGCUUAGAGCUGAUAAGGGGGAAUCAGAUACAAGUUUGGAUAGAUUAUGAUGAGGUGGAGCAGCUAGUAAAUGUAACUCUAGCUCCUAUACCAAGCAUGAAACCCGAAAAGCCUCUCUUGUCGACAAAAAUCAAUCUUUCUUUAGUUCUGACAGAUUCUAUGUAUGUUGGUUUUUCAUCGUCGACGGGAUCUAUGGCAAGCUAUCAUUAUAUUCUUGGUUGGAGCUUCAACAAAAGUGGGCCAGCUCAAGAUCUUAAUAUCUUAAAGCUUCCUUCACCUCCUUCACUUCCUCCGCUCCCAAGUAAACCAAAAUCAGGUAAGAAAGUACCAGUUUUCAAAAUUAUGGUCCUCUUGAUAAUAGCAAGUAUUCUGGGGACCAUAAUCUUUGGAGGUGUCUAUAUAAGGAGGAAGAAAUACGAGGAAUUGCACGAAGAUUGGGAAGAAGAAUAUGGACCUCAAAGAUUUUCCUACAAGGAUAUAUAUAAAGCAACUGAAGGAUUCAAAGACAAAGGACUUCUGGGAUCUGGAGGUUUCGGAAAGGUCUAUAAAGGCGUAUUGCCUUGUUCGGAUAUACAAGUUGCAGUCAAGAAGUUUUCGCAUGAUUCCGGACAAGGAAUGAAGCAAUUUGUAGCUGAAAUCGCAAGCAUGGGAAGGCUAAGGCAUAGAAAUUUGGUUCAACUUCUCGGCUAUUGCAGGCGAAAAGGCGAGCUUCUCCUAGUGUAUGGUUAUGUGCCAAAUGGAAGCCUUGACAGAUUCCUAUUUCAGAGUAAUACACCAACUCUGAACUGGGUUCAACGAUAUCAAAUCCUGAAAGGAGUUGCAUCCGCACUUCUUUACCUCCACGAAGAAGGGGACCGGGUUCUUCUCCAUAGAGACGUAAAAGCUAGCAAUGUUAUGUUAGAUGCGGAUUUUAUAGGAAAGUUAGGAGAUUUUGGACUAGCUAAGUUCUACGAUCACGGAUCAUUUCCUCAAACAACUUGUAUUGUAGGAACUAUAGGAUAUCUUGCACCAGAAGUUUCAAGAACAGGACGGGCGACUACAGGCAGUGAUGUUUUUGCUUAUGGGAUACUUAUGUUGGAAGUGGCUUGUGGAAGAAAAACUAUAGAGCCACACAGACCACAUGGAGAGGUGAUUCUAUUAGACUGGGUUCUCGAUUUUUGGAAACGAGGCGUGAUUGUUGAGACAAGCGAUCUUCAAUUAGAAGGUAAAUAUAUGGUAGAAGAAAUGGAAUUGGUAUUGAAAUUAGGGCUGCUUUGUGCUCACUCUACACCAGCAGUCAGGCCUACCAUGAGGCAAGUGAUGCAAUAUCUAGACGGAAAGGCGGUCAUACCGGAUAUACCUCUGGAUAGUUCUCGAACAACAAACGAGGAUCUCAUUUCGUCAUACUCCUCUGCAUCGAAGGAUUGUUUUAGUUUCUCUAUCACUGCCUCCAUCCUCAGUUACGGUCGUUGAAUAUCUUCAAAAUUUCAUGACAUUUGAGGUUUCGAAGUAGGAGUUAUACACUUGUAAUUUAUAUAUAGUGCAUUGGAUCAGAAUCACAAGUACUGUUCCAUUUCGGUUAACUGUUGGGUUUUGUUUA
Mercurialis annua (annual mercury) is the source of this 2167-nucleotide messenger RNA. RefSeq names its product L-type lectin-domain containing receptor kinase IV.2-like. Lineage: Eukaryota; Viridiplantae; Streptophyta; Magnoliopsida; Malpighiales; Euphorbiaceae. Gene Ontology annotation, biological process: protein phosphorylation. The transcript has 2 exons. Gene Ontology annotation, molecular function: protein kinase activity; carbohydrate binding; ATP binding. The record is from RefSeq and is a predicted model, not a curated record. Bases 40 to 2040 code for a protein of 666 amino acids. Gene Ontology annotation, cellular component: plasma membrane.